UUUAAUGAGGUGAUUUGAAAAAUAAAGCAUCAUUAAAGUAUUUAUGAAAUUUAGAUAACAUAAUCUAUGAAAUUUGUUUUUUAAAUAAAUAUUUAUAUACAUAAGAUAUUUAAAUGGUGCUUGGCACAUACUGACCUCUCGGUAAUUAUUACUCAGUACUGUAUAAUACUUGACACACAAAAUGUAUUCUAUGUAUUUACUUCUAGGUGAAUAAUCAUGGACAGUACACAUGAAUACUUAUUUAAAUUUAAAGGAUAUAAUUUUGAGAAAUCUUUGGUGAACAUUGAGCAUUUAGAAACGAUGGAAGAUUUUGAAAUUAGAGAUGAUGAUCUCUUCCUAGUCACAUAUCCGAAAUCUGGCACCAUCUGGUCUCAGCAGAUCCUCAGCUUGAUUUGUUUUGAGGGCCACCGAAACAGGACUGAAAAUGUGCCAACAGUGGACAGAGCACCGUUCUUUGAGUACAAUAUUCACAAUUUAGACUAUGUCAAAAUGCCAUCACCACGUAUCUUCACUUCCCACCUUGCAUAUUACUUAGUACCAAAAGGUCUCAAGAAGAAAAAGGCUAAAAUUCUUUAUGUUUACAGAAAUCCCAAAGAUGUUUUGAUCUCGUAUUUUCAUUUUUCAAAUUGGAUUGUUUUGUUAGAAGCUACAGAUACCAUAGAACAGUAUCUGGAAAAAUUUCUAGAUGGAAAAGUGCCAGGAAGCUGUUGGUUUGACCACAUCAGAGGCUGGUAUGAACACAGACAUGAUUUCAAUAUUAUGUUCCUGAGCUAUGAAGAUAUGAAGAAGGACCUCAGGAACUCGGUGAUUAAAAUCUGCAGUUUUCUGGAGAAAAAACUGAGUGAAGAGGAUGUGGAUGCUGUUGUGAAACAAGCUACGUUUCAGAACAUGAAAUCUGACCCACGAGCAAAUUAUGAAGAUAUUAUAAAUAGUGAAUACAGCGUGAGAAACAAAGGCUAUUUCAUGCGCAAAGGUACCAUUGGAGACUGGAAACAUCAUUUAACUGUGCAUCAGAAUGAAAGAUUUGACAUGAUAUUCAAGAGGAACAUGAAAAAUUUUCCCUUGAAGUUUGUCUGGGAUGUAAAUGAAGAAUAGAAUUCUAAUGUUAGUAUAAAAGAAACAUAAAAGUCAAUUAAGCAGAAGGCAUACUUUUAUAUCAAUAUUGAUAUGUUUCUGUAUCUUAAUCAUUAAAUGCCAAACUUUAUUAAGGAACAAAAUGAGUAAACUAUGCCUGGAUAAAUUGCAAUAAGUUUAAUGAAUGAUUUCAAAUUUCAAAAUUAAAUUAGUUUGGUUCUAGUUAGCAUUGGUACUGUGCACUAAAAGCAUAAAAGA
This is a messenger RNA of Onychomys torridus (southern grasshopper mouse), 1332 nucleotides long. Its product is annotated as amine sulfotransferase-like. The transcript is spliced from 6 exons. Gene Ontology annotation, cellular component: cytoplasm. Gene Ontology annotation, molecular function: sulfotransferase activity. The record is from RefSeq and is a predicted model, not a curated record. Lineage: Eukaryota; Metazoa; Chordata; Mammalia; Rodentia; Cricetidae. The coding region runs from base 217 to 1095 and encodes 292 amino acids. Gene Ontology annotation, biological process: sulfation.